CCCCGCCCCGGGCCGGGCGUGCGCCUUUUCUGACAAGCAGGGCCUCCCAGCUCUUACCCUCAACCCUCGCGGGGCUGUCACCAAAACCCUCACGCGUCCUGCGGACUGCAGCCUCGACUCGGCAGGGAAAAAACGACAUGGCGGCGGCCAAACCCGAGAACCUCUCUCUGGUGGUGCACGGACCCGGAGACCUGCGCCUGGAGAACUAUCCUAUCCCUGAACCAGGCCCAAAUGAAGUGCUGCUGAAGAUGCAUUCCGUCGGGAUCUGCGGCUCCGAUGUCCACUACUGGCAGCAUGGUCGAAUUGGGGAUUUUAUUGUGGAAAAGCCAAUGGUGCUGGGACAUGAAGCUUCAGGGACAGUCGUACAAGUGGGAUCACUGGUCAAGCACCUAAAACCAGGGGAUCGUGUUGCCAUCGAGCCUGGCGCUCUGCGAGAAAUGGAUGAAUUCUGCAAGAUUGGCCGGUACAAUCUGUCACCAUCCAUCUUCUUCUGUGCCACGCCCCCUGAUGACGGGAACCUCUGCCGGUUUUAUAAGCACAACGCUGACUUCUGCUACAAGUUAGUGCCCGAGGCCCGGCCCGGCCACCUGGGACCUCUCCCCACUCCAUUUGGUUGGGGUUCUUUCUUCUAGUUUCCUGUGGUGAUUUCUUUGUUCUUUUUAGCUCAUAAUUCCAGACAUGAAGCAUCCCCUCGACAGGCCCUUCUUGGCGGCAAUGAGGGAAGGUAGCUUGCCUAGGGCUGAGACUGACUCACAGUACUUGGUUUAGUCUUGGAGUUGAAGCUCCCCUCACCUAGGACAACAGUAGAAAAUUGUUGCCGAACUCACUCGCUCCCCUCCAGCUAUCCUGCAGAUAACCUGCUGUGGUUUGUCCUCUAUUGCUGGUUUCCAAGGCAGCUCCCAGGAAAGAGAACCUAUUACAGCAGUGACCCUGGUCACAACACCAGUAACAACAGCCACUGGGGUUUGCUGAGGAAGCGUGGCCUGGAGCCAGCGUGUGAGCUCUGGGACCCUGGAUCCCCUCCCUCCUAGUGAGUGACGUC
Molecule: messenger RNA, 1042 nt
Organism: Leptonychotes weddellii (Weddell seal)
Lineage: Eukaryota; Metazoa; Chordata; Mammalia; Carnivora; Phocidae
Source: RefSeq, a predicted model, not a curated record